This is a messenger RNA of Acinonyx jubatus (cheetah), 622 nucleotides long. RefSeq names its product histone H4. Gene Ontology annotation, cellular component: nucleosome. Lineage: Eukaryota; Metazoa; Chordata; Mammalia; Carnivora; Felidae. Gene Ontology annotation, molecular function: protein heterodimerization activity; structural constituent of chromatin; DNA binding. The record is from RefSeq and is a predicted model, not a curated record. The transcript has a single exon. Gene Ontology annotation, biological process: nucleosome assembly. Bases 57 to 368 code for a protein of 103 amino acids.
GGGGGUAAAGCCGCCCUAUUCUCACCGAAGGUUGUGUCUCCAGCUUGAUUGUCGCCAUGUCGGGGAGAGGAAAGGGCGGCAAAGGCUUGGGCAAGGGGGGUGCCAAGCGCCACCGCAAAGUUUUGAGAGACAACAUCCAAGGUAUCACCAAGCCGGCAAUUCGGCGCCUUGCCCGGCGUGGAGGAGUCAAGCGGAUCUCCGGCCUCAUCUACGAGGAGACCCGGGGCGUGCUGAAGGUUUUCCUGGAAAACGUCAUUCGGGAUGCAGUCACCUACACUGAGCACGCCAAGCGCAAGACGGUCACGGCUAUGGACGUAGUGUAUGCCCUGAAGCGACAGGGACGCACCCUGUAUGGUUUCGGAGGCUAAGCUGCCGCUUCAUUUCUGCAUCCAUCCUGCCAACGGCCCUUUUUAGGGCCAACCAUCUGGUCUUCGGAAGAGCUGGGCACUCGGGUAGAACUUUGGUAACUUUUUUUUUGGGAGUUGGGCUAAAGUCGGGUUUUGGGAAGUUCGUGAGAGGUAGGCAUUGCUAAAGUGUUAACAGCCCUGAAAACCCAAGUCAUGGGGCGCCUGGGUGGCUCAGUCGGUUGGGCGGCCGACUUCGGCUCAGAUCAUGAUCUCGA